This is a messenger RNA of Rasamsonia emersonii CBS 393.64, 417 nucleotides long. RefSeq names its product RPEL repeat protein. The record is from RefSeq and is a predicted model, not a curated record. The transcript is spliced from 3 exons. NCBI's taxonomy places the organism in Eukaryota, Fungi, Ascomycota, Eurotiomycetes, Eurotiales, Trichocomaceae. The coding region runs from base 1 to 417 and encodes 138 amino acids.
AUGUCGAACCCUGGCGUCGACGAGAGCCCUAUCUAUCCCGCUCUUACGGAGCGCCGCAAUUCGCUGGAGAAGCAUCUCCAGACCCGGCCGGAUUUGCAGGAGCUGAAGAAUAGGCACAUUCUGCUCAACACCAAUGUUGCUCCCUCCCUCCAAGCCGCACAGCAAGAGCUCGCUCGUCAGCGGACUUCAGACACCCUGAAGAGACACCUGGAACGUCGCCCAGACCGGGAGGAGCUUGUUGAGCGGAACAUCCUCCCCGCUCUCAACGCUGCGCCGGCCCUGCAGGCCAACGCCCGCGAACUGGAAAAACACAUGCUCGCCGACAACCUCGAGCAUAAGAUCCAGAACCGGCCCCGACCGGAAGAUCUCAUCUCCCAGGGCAUUCUGGACGAGAGCGAGGAUCCUAGGAGUCCAUAG